UAUAUAUAUAAAGAGUUAUUUGCAAGAAACUAACAUUCUAAAGUUUAAUCUUCCUUGGGGCUAUAAAUUUGAAUCUCCUUUUCUGUCAUCCACUAAUUAUCUGUGAUGAUUUCCUUUUGGUUUGACGUGAGAGUGGAAGAAUUAUAUCUCUCAAAAGUCUAAACUGAGGUGCUGCCUUUAUAUUUUAACUUCGACUAUUAGUUUAGCCUAUCUUUGAAAUAAUUCGUUACUAUUUAACUUCUAGUCAAGUAUAAGUCGCCUCCAACCUAUUAAAUCUUCUAUUCCUUUCCAAGAAAGCAAGUUUGAAAUUACUUGUCAUUACUAAUACACCUAUUCAGUCCCGCAGCUGUACUAAGCAUAAUGGAUAAACAGUGCGCUUUGAUCGUCACUUCUCUUAUAUUGGGACUGUCAUUUCUUGCAACAACAGUGACAGCUUUGAGAAGCCAUGAUGGGUUAGAGGAAUGGGGAUAUGUUGAAGUCAGACCCAAAGCACACUUGUUCUGGUGGCUUUACAGAAGUCCUUACAGAGUAGAAAAUCCCUCCAAGCCAUGGCCGAUCAUUCUCUGGUUGCAGGGAGGACCCGGUGCUUCAGGAAUUGGGUAUGGAAACUUUGAAGAGGUUGGACCUCUAGACGUCAGGUUGAAGCCAAGAAAUUCCACCUGGUUGCGAAAAGCAGAUCUCUUGUUCGUGGACAAUCCAGUGGGAACUGGGUACAGUUAUGUGGAGCACACCGAACUUCUCGUGAAAACUGAUAAAGAAGCGGCCACUGACUUGACGACUUUGCUGAUUAAGAUAUUCAAUAAGAACAAAAGUCUCCAAAAGAGUCCUCUCUACAUUGUGGGAGAGUCUUACGGUGGAAAGUUCGCAGCUACUCUGGGAUUAUCUGCUCUUAAAGCCAUUGAAGCCGGCAAAUUGUUUGUCAAGCUUGGAGGCGUGGCAUUAGGGAAUAGUUGGAUCUCACCAGAAGAUUUCGUGCAGUUCUCAUGGGGUCCCCUUCUCAAAGACGUCUCAAGACUUGAUGAUCACGGGCUUCGAAGAUCCAACAGAAUAGCUCGGAAGAUCAAGAAGCAACUAGAGGAUGGCCUAUUUGUUAACGCAACCGAUUCAUGGCGCGAACUUGAGGCCGAGAUCUUUUCCAGCAGCAACUAUAUGGAUAUCUACAAUUUUCUGUUAGAUUCUUGGGAGGAUGGGUCAGUGUCCUUAUCAGGAACGGGGAUGAGUUUACUCAAAGGGACUGGAAAGAAACGCUACUCCAAAUAUUUGUCUUCAUUAAGAGUUGGAGAUGAAGAAAUUGUGAGGUUGUUAAACGGAGAGAUCAAGGAAAAGCUGGGGAUCAUCCCAAAGAAUGUGACAUGGCAACUGCAGUCAGAUGCUGUGUUCGAUAGUUUUGAGGUUGAUUUUAUGAAACCAAGGAUCGAUGAGGUGGACCAGCUGCUCGCAAAAGGAGUGAAAGUGAAUGUGUACAAUGGACAACUUGAUGUUAUUUGUGCAACCAAGGGAGUUGAAGCUUGGCUUAGGAAGCUCAAGUGGGAAGGGCUUCCAAAUUUCUUGAGGAAGGAAAGAACACCACUCUACUGUGGAAGUAACAAAAAGACCAAAGGGUUCGUGAAGUCAUACAAGAACCUUCGUUUCUAUUGGAUUCUUGGUGCUGGCCAUAUGGUACCUAGCGAUCAGCCUUGCAUGGCCUUAACUAUGGCCGGUGGUUUCACGGAUUCACCAGCUGCUUCCAGUUAAAAGACAAGCAGAUUAUCGGCUCCUAUAUAUAUAAUAAGCUUGACGGCAAGGAACAAACAGAGGACAAUAAUGAAGAACUUUAUCGUCACGGGGCUGCAGCAAACCAUUAUUUAAGUUCCAUUUUCCAUGUCUUUUCUUGGUGACUUUAAAUAUACUGAUAAAAAAAAAAAAUCUUGUAAUGUGGUGUCUCCUUGAACAAGAUAUAGUACUUGCUGGGUGAAAGAACUGAUAAGUCCAGAAAUCUGACUGCUACUCCUGAAUUCAUGCAAAGCAAUGCUCUUGACUGAAGAAAGGGCAUGUUCUUAGUUCUUAAAAGGAAUGAAGCAAUAUGCAAUAAUGGCAGAUAUAGGGGUCAGCUAGGGAGGAAGAGCGAGAUACGCAUCCUCCUGGAGUUGUCUCCGUCAGAAUCCUUCGAACUAGGAUUCUGCUAUCAAAUGUCCAACGUCUGCAGAUUCCAUAUGAUUUCCUUUAUGUAAGAAAUGUGUUGUUUUAAACAUUCAAAUUCAAAUAUUUAAGCCAAUUAAUUUGUACGCAAAAGUUUAAGUA
Molecule: messenger RNA, 2280 nt
Organism: Neltuma alba
Lineage: Eukaryota; Viridiplantae; Streptophyta; Magnoliopsida; Fabales; Fabaceae
Product: serine carboxypeptidase-like 51
Exons: 13
Coding region: 361-1734 (457 amino acids)
Biological process (GO): proteolysis
Molecular function (GO): serine-type carboxypeptidase activity
Source: RefSeq, a predicted model, not a curated record